Molecule: messenger RNA, 309 nt
Organism: Astrephomene gubernaculifera
Lineage: Eukaryota; Viridiplantae; Chlorophyta; Chlorophyceae; Chlamydomonadales; Astrephomenaceae
Source: the annotation of a GenBank genome assembly
ACCCCCCGCCUCUCCCCGCAGCAGCUCUCGCGCCUCACGUCCGAGUACGACAAGCUGGCGCAGCAGGCGGAGGCGGCGGGGCUGACAGUGGGCGACUGGGGCGGACGGCUGGGGGCACAGCUACCCGGCCCGCCCUCCGCCCCCUACUCCACCUCUCAAACUGGCAUCGGUGGCAUCGGUGGCAGUAGCGGCAGCGGCAGUGGCAGCACGUCCAAGAGCACCGGCUCCGCUGCUACCGCUGGGGGCACCAGCGCCAGCACCAGCGCCAGCACCAGCGCCAGCACCAGCACCAGCAGCAGCAAGGCAGGC